Molecule: messenger RNA, 1587 nt
Organism: Bursaphelenchus okinawaensis
Lineage: Eukaryota; Metazoa; Nematoda; Chromadorea; Rhabditida; Aphelenchoididae
Source: the annotation of a GenBank genome assembly
AUGUCGGCUAGACAAUGGGCCGACUUGCAGGUAUCCAAAGCCUUGAAUCGAGUUGAAAGUGUAAGUCUGUUCCGAUCAGGACCGGGCGGGUGAUUUUAACUUGCGAGCGGGGAGGGAGUGGUGUUCGGGCCGAGGAAGAGGGAAUUUUUGAGAUUUAAGAGAACGGCCCCCCCCCCUUUUUUUUGACCCACUACCUCAAAAAAAGAGGGACGGGCCUCCCCCUCUAGUGCAAAAUAACCCGCCCGGAAGUGGUUAAGAUGCUUUUCUUGUUAAAAACUCUUGUCUAGCCAGCCGGUUAAGCUAUAAAUCAUGUCGUGCACGCUGACAUAAUUUUUAAUUUAAUAUAUAUAUUGUGCAUUACAGUGUAUGAUUACACUUUAAUGAAAUUUGCAAAACAUUAUUGCAUUUAAGUCCAAGUUUUAACAUUAAACUUUAUUUUUUAGGCUUAAAAUGGCAGGUUUUAUUUAGUAAAAUAAGUAUAAAUUAAAGAUAAACUCGUAACCUUCUAUUCUUCAGAUGCUAAGCCAAUUAACAUUAGACGAAUCCGAGAAGAAAAGACAGAAAAGGUAUCGCCACGAAAAGAUCAGGAUAGCCACACGACAGUUGAAGCGACAUCGGACCGACUUUCUACCUGAACCGAAGCCGCAAUCACCGAAACCUAUCUACAAACUGGAAGUUGAACCAUGCAAACCAAGUGUAACAUCGACGAGUUCAAAGAUGUCAGUGUUUUACCCAACUCGGCCACAUCCAACACCUCCACUGGAACCAUCCCCAGUUCAAGCAGUACCUCCACCUCAACUAACAUCUCCAGUUCAAGCAAGGCCUCCAGCUCAGUUAGCACCUCCAGUAGAGCAAACAUCUCGACAUUGCUCAAUACCACGUCAACUCACCUCAUCCGAACCUUCACUUCAACCAACAACUCGACCAACAUCUUCACGUCAACCCACUUCACCUCGACCUUCAAUCCAACCAACGUCUCCACAUCACUCCACCCCCACACAAUCUCAGCCCAACCCACCUCAAUCUCCACUCGAACCUACCUCCACCCUCAUUGUGCUCCACCCCAGCUCUGAAACUCAACAUACCAUAACAUUGCCAGGGAUGUUAGAUGCCCGUCGACAUCGUACCUAUAUUCUACCAGAACCCAGAUCCGAGAACCCGAGACAUGUCUACGAUUCGGACUUUGAAGUACGUGAGCCAAGCUCGUCGACGUGCUCCAACAUGUCAGGACUGGAAGCCUUCUCGGGCAGUCGAGAUGACGUUAACAAUGAAGUUACUGUGUACGAAUACCCGCCAAUUGAGGUAGGAAAGAAUGGUUUUAUAUAUAUAUCAAUCAAAAGUUAUUCUUUUAGACUUUUUACAUUAACCUUCUAAGUUACACUACCUUAAUCAUAACACUUCUUAGAUUACACAGCCUAAAAACUGCCAUUUCAGAUAAAAAGCAAAACGGACAACUUUUGCGUACGAUUAACAGUACCAGUUAAAGACGAGAACAAUCAAUUUAAAAAGUACCAGAUCGGUUGCCGACUAAAAGAAGGCAGAGAAAUUCAGCAAAUCAGCAUCGACGACGCUUUAUUCGAACAAUAA